Molecule: messenger RNA, 1438 nt
Organism: Drosophila novamexicana
Lineage: Eukaryota; Metazoa; Arthropoda; Insecta; Diptera; Drosophilidae
Exons: 1
Coding region: 613-1422 (269 amino acids)
Biological process (GO): DNA transposition; DNA integration
Molecular function (GO): DNA binding
Source: RefSeq, a predicted model, not a curated record
UUAACUCUCCAUGUCAUUGGGGUGCUCACUGCGAGCUUAUAUGGUUGCCUUUCCUCCUUUAUAUUUUUACACACUCUAGUGCCCAGCUAAAAGCCUCUCUAUGUUGUUCGUUCAAAAUAGGCCUUGCGCGCCUUUGGCACAAUAUGAUUAGUUCUAACUCGUAAUGAAUACCUACGUAAAUAUAAAAGACAAAACUGGCAUAGAUUUUCUAACAAUAUCUGACAUUUGGCAGUGAUGCAUUUCCUACUGUAGAAAUAACUAACUCACAUGUACAAGUUUUUUACAUUUAUUUUUGUAAUUCUACAAAUACAUCAACAUGAAAUCGACUUCACAUUAAAUGGCAAGUACGGAUACAAAUCUAUUUUAUUUGAGAUACUUUAUUGUUUGGGGCCAACAGAUGUACACUUAAGUAAAACUGAGUAUAGCAAGUCCCAAACAAGUAAUUAAAAAGCAUGUAUGAACACGUAGCCAGCAUUUUACCUGUGCGCAAUAAAAGGUUUCACUAAUCCGCGGCAGCUUGCGCGUCAUAAACCCAAGCAGAUGCAACUGUUGUGAAGUUUACCUGCCACCACGCAUAUAAGCACGGCGCUGCAUCUGAACUCUGCGCAUUUUAUGUUUGAUUUUGGCACGGCCAACAAGUCAUAUUUCGCGAUGGUGCUUGAAACCGAUAUACGGAAUAUUGUGCAUACCCUAAAGGAUAACUACAGCCACGCGGAGAUCGCACAGAUGCUGGAAUGUGAUGUUGAAAGCGUGACGAGCUGCCUUACCGAAACUGAGCAGCAUGAUGGCAAAGUGGCUGCUAAAUUGCGGCUGAGGCCGCUGCCCGAAUUGCAGAACAGGCGGGAAGUUGGACGGCCGAAAGUGUUCGAAAAUCGUAAGCUGGUCGAGCAGAUGCUCUGCGAUCAUCCACACUAUACGUCCAUAGAUGUGCAGCGCGAACUGCAGACGCGGUUUGGCAUUGAGGUGAGCCGUCGCACGCUUCAAAGGCGCAUCAGUGAGAUAAGGGCGCGCCCAUUUCCGCCAAAGAAUCGAGGCUUGAGUGCGACUGUACGGCAGAGGCGCCUGGAAUGGGCACGCGCUCACGAGGAAUGGACGGUGCAGGACUGGCGCAACAUCUUCAACAUGGAUGACCAGAAAGUUAUGGUAGGUUCCACGCCCAAAGAAAUAUACUUGGACACAUUGGUGGGCCCCGAUUGCGGCGAAUGCAAUGAUUUGAACCUGCUGGAGCAACUAAUGGCCAUCAUACAGCCCAAGAUACAAACUCAGGCGCCACAAAAUGUCUACGAGUUCCGCUCUGUGCUCUAUGAUAUUUGGCAUAGCGAUCAGGAGCUGGUGAACAAAAUAGAUCAUCUGUACGAGUCGAUGACGUGGCGUGUGGAGGCUGUCUUACAAAGCGGCGGCGCAGAAAUUGACUUUUACUAGACGGCCGAGCUAAUUG